AUGGAUCCUUGUCAUAAAUCCACUCUGUUCGAAGGUUUUAAAUCAGAUAUGUUAGGUUUUAAUAAAGAAAAAAAUUCUCAGGUAAUUCCUUCGAUUGAAUUACCUGAUGAUUUAUUUGAAGAAAGUUUAGAUCCUUGGAGGUUUUCGUUAAUUGGAAGAUUAAAUUUACAUCAACUCAAAUUUAUUGAUGAUGCUAUUCUUCUUCGUCGACAAUGGAAAUUAACAGGAGAUUGCAAGAUAAUUCCAUUAGGAAGGGGUUUUUUCACAAUUAAGUUGGAUAAUGAAAUUGAUCGUCAAUACAUUAAGGAAGGGAAAUGUGAGGUGUUAAAUCAAGUAUUACAGAUAUUGUUUAAAAUCUGCAAGGAAAUUGGUACACCAAUCAAACUAGAUGAAGCUACUGCAAAAUGCGAGGUUGGGUAUUAUGCAAAUGUUUUAGUUGAAAUUGAUUUUGCAAAAAUUGUGCCUAAUAAGGUAUGGAUUGGUACUAAAUAUGGGGGUUUUCUUCAGAAUAUAUCAAUACCAGUAUGUCCUAAAUUUUGUCAUAACUGCAAGAUUGUUGGUCACAACAAUGUUGAAUGCAGAAUUGAUAAGAACAAAAACCAGCAAGUAAACAACACUCAGAAUAACAUGUCUUCUGCAACAAAUAAUGUUCAACAACAAACACCCAAGGCAGGUAAAACCCAGACUCCUUUUGAUAUAUGUGAUAGGUCUGAGGUUUAUAAGUUUGGAGAUAGUGCAGGAGAAAGACAGUGUAGCACAUCCAGUGUUAUUAACACUCAAGUGCUUGACGAAGAUGUCGUCAUUUCUAAUAUUGUCACACCUAUUAAUGCUAGUAGUAACUCCAUUCCAGUUAAUAUUAGCAGUGGCAGAUUUAAUAUCCUUAAUCAAGAUGAAAUUGAACAAGAGGAAGACAUAAGUGUGGAUGAGGAAAUUAUUGCAGAAUAG
Molecule: messenger RNA, 945 nt
Organism: Papaver somniferum (opium poppy)
Lineage: Eukaryota; Viridiplantae; Streptophyta; Magnoliopsida; Ranunculales; Papaveraceae
Exons: 2
Coding region: 1-945 (314 amino acids)
Source: RefSeq, a predicted model, not a curated record